Messenger RNA from Musa acuminata AAA Group (dessert banana), 1676 nucleotides. RefSeq names its product myb family transcription factor PHL7-like. The record is from RefSeq and is a predicted model, not a curated record. The transcript is spliced from 8 exons. Lineage: Eukaryota; Viridiplantae; Streptophyta; Magnoliopsida; Zingiberales; Musaceae. Bases 546 to 1376 code for a protein of 276 amino acids. Gene Ontology annotation, molecular function: DNA binding; DNA-binding transcription factor activity.
CAGAGGCGGGGAGAGAGAGAGAGAGCUUUCGGGCCCUACGAUUGGUUGCGUGCCCGACCAAGCUACAAAUCGGUGAAGGACAGAGGAGGCAAAGAAGAAAUCUUGCGAGAAUUUGUCGAGAACUUGUCGAUUUCACGCGUAAAGAUUCGCUUUUUGGAGGUGUUGAGAUGCGCAGACUUCUUCUCGUUUGACUAUCUCUGCUCCUCUUCUCUCUUAAUGCAGAUUCCCGAAGUAGCCGAGGGCGUUGAGUUUCGUGCCUUUUUCACACGAGCAGGACUCGGGAUUCCGAUGAUUUCCGCGGCUGGAGGAGCUGGUCCUGAUGCGAGGUUGCAAAUUAACUGACCCUUUACGGAUGCAUAUCAUAAGGGCGCGUCAUGACUUGGGUAAUCCUAACUAAGUCCGAGAAGUUGGCACAAGGGUGCUUCAGGACUUAGGCUACUCCAGCUAAGUCUGUGACUUUGCCGCAAAGGUGCCUCACGACUUAGGCAAUUCCAGCUAACAAUUCAGUUGUUCAAAGCCAGCAAUUAGAAUUAAGCCGCAAAAGUAUGGGCCCUAUCAAUGGAGUGAACAAUUCCAGCAACCCCAGUUUAGCCUCAAGACAGCGUUUGAGGUGGACAAAUGAACUUCAUGAACGUUUUGAAGAUGCUGUCACACAGCUUGGUGGACCAGAUAGAGCAACUCCUAAGGGUGUUCUUAGAAUCAUGGGUGUACCAGGGCUAACAAUAUACCAUGUGAAGAGUCAUUUACAGAAAUAUCGGCUUGCAAAGUAUGUACCAGAGUCUUCAGCUGAUGGUACUAGGUCUGAAAAGAAAGAUGAUGACAACCAGAUUUCAGGGCCUGAAAGCUCUUCUGGAACACAAAUAACUGAAGCACUCAAGUUGCAGAUGGAAGUCCAAAAGAGGCUUCAAGAACAACUCGAGGUACAAAGGCAGCUGCAGCUAAGGAUAGAAGCUCAAGGCAAGUAUCUAAAGAAGAUCAUCGAUGAGCAGCAGCGACUUAGUGGUGUGCUAGCUGAAUUACCUGGAGCAGGCACUACUGCACCCACCCCAGUUGGUCACUGCUUAGACUCUGAGAAGACGGACCCAUCAACACCAGCUCCAGCUUCAGAAUCCCCCAUCCAAGAUAAAGCCAUUGGUAGGGACAAUGGAGAUACUGAUGCCAUCUUCAAGAGCAUUUCAUGUGAUGAUUCGUUAUCCUCCCACCGGGAGCCACUGACCCCUGACUCCAGCUGCCAUCUUCGCUCCUCUUCAUCAAGCCCAAGGCAUGAGAGCUCUACCAAGAGGCUGCGGGUUGGUGCCAUCCCUGGGCAUGGGAAGACAGAGUUGGUGCUUGCUCAUAUACUAGAGUCAAGCUCGGGCUCAGACUUCCAACAUUGAUGCCUGCUGCUCGUACAUGGAGAAGAUGCACUUCGAUUCGUCCUGAACUUCAGUCUGCAAUGAUCAGCUUGGAAGUUGAUGCUGGAAGUUUUACAUGAUUGAAUCAUGUAAUGCAGUUUCUUGUAGUAUGCCAUUAUUAAUCGUAUCUAGUGAUAUCAUGUUCGGAUAAUGUGAUAGCUGUUUCACUGAGUGUAUGACAUAUUAAAUUUAUGUGGAUAUAUGUUGUUAGGAAUAGGAGGUGGUUAUGCUUAUUAUACGACAUUAACGCUUGUAUCGUUUAUAACAUCCUCGUUUCAGUUA